Heterostelium album PN500 is the source of this 1905-nucleotide messenger RNA. RefSeq names its product EH domain-containing protein. Gene Ontology annotation, biological process: endosomal transport; endocytosis. Lineage: Eukaryota; Evosea; Eumycetozoa; Acytosteliales; Acytosteliaceae. Gene Ontology annotation, cellular component: plasma membrane; cytoplasm. Gene Ontology annotation, molecular function: protein binding; calcium ion binding. The transcript has 6 exons. The record is from RefSeq and is a predicted model, not a curated record. Bases 1 to 1905 code for a protein of 634 amino acids.
AUGUCAUACUUUAAAGUAAAUAAAUCAUCAGUUUUAUUUAUCUAUUCUUUAUUACUAUCCAUUAUACUUGUUAGUGGUGGAUCGCUCUAUGGAAUCAGAGAUCCUCCCGAUAUGAUAUCGGAUUUACAAUUUGUAAAACUAGAAUCUGAUGGUUUAACUACAACUCUCUUUGAGAAUAAUAUGUCAGAUGGAUUAUAUUCAACAGUAGAUACCAACACAAAUACAGCCUAUAUCAUUGUUGAAAAUGUUACAAUGUAUAGUCAAUUUAGUUAUUUGUUAACUGUUGAUCUUGAAACAUUUGAACCAAGACAACCUUAUAUUAAUGAGUUACAACCAUAUGAUCUUGCAUACGAUGUUCAACUCAAGCAGUUGAGUAGUGUAUUCUAUGAUUUUUACAACAAUACUAUUGUAAUUGGAAAGAUUGAUCCUGUCGAUGGAAACUAUACAAUUUGUCCAGAUUUUUCAAUUCCAAUCUUUUGGGAGUUUCCUGCCAAUGUAACAGCUACACAAAGUCAUUCACAUAUUGUACUCUCUGGAAAUGCCCGAGAUGUAAUUACUCUAUAUACCUAUAAUAUGAUCAAUGGAAAGAAUUCAUCCAUUCCACUAUCAGGUCAAUAUAAUGGUCAAUAUGGUAAUGUAUUUAUAUGUAUUCAUAAAAACAUGACAAUAAUAUUUAUUAAAUUUAAACCAUACUACCUCUAUCUCUCAUUGUAUUAUGAAGAGUUCUCAAAUGUAGUUUAUGUACCGGGAAUCAAUCAGGUUGUUGGAAUCAUUAAUAAUCAAGUAGCAGCAAUCGAUAUUGUGUCUGGUAGCUACAAGGUGUUGGCUUCUCUAAAUCUAAAGGUUAUUGAUUAUCUUGCGAUUACAGCAUACGAAUCUUUUUUAAGACAAGAUGUAUCAAAAUACGAUGAUGAUGAAUGGUGGUGGUAUGAAUGGUGUUGGUGGAGUGAUAUGCUACAACAGCAGCAGAUGCUACAGCAACAACAACAACAACAACAAUUACAAUAUCAACAACAGCAACACCAGUUACAACAACAGCAACUACAACAACAGCAGCAACUACAACAACAACAAGCUCAACAACAGCAACUCCAACAGCAGCAGCUACAACAAGCACAAGCUCAAGCACAAGCUCAAGCACAACAACAACAGCAAUUACAAAGACAACAACAAUUACAACAGCAGCAACAGCAACAACAACAAAUGAAUCAAUCAUUUGAUAAUUCAUUCUUUGGUGUACCAAAUAAAUUACCAUCCCCAAAUCAACAGCAGCAACAACAGCAGAUGCAAUUUGGCGUUGUUGAACCAGGAAAGAUUCCAUCGAUUAGUAAUGAAUCGAAAGCACAGUAUUCCAAUGUGUUUUACAAGGUUGGAGCUACCGAUGCCUCAAAGAUGCCCGGUAACAUUGCAAGACCAAUCUUUCAAAAGUCUGGAUUGCCCAAUGAGGAGUUGGCAAAAGUCUGGAUGCUCUCUGACUUGGACCACGACGGCCACCUCGACCGUGAGGAAUUCAUCAUUGCGAUGCACUUGAUCUACGCCAUCAAGAACGGAUUGCAACUACCACAGACACUACCAAAGUAUCUAGUACCCGACUCAAAGGUGAUCUACUACCAAUCGACCGCCACCAAUCAAAACGAUUGGCAAUCGUUUGCACAGACCAACGUAUCACUACAACAAAACCAACAACAACCGAUUCAACUAGCAGUAAAUCAACAAAAUCAAUUCAUUCAACAACCAUUACAACAACAACAACAGUUUUUCUCGAAUAACCCACAAGAUUUCGUACCGGCUCAAUAUAAACCGAGUGGACAUGUCAGCGGAAGUGCCAUUACAUUCGAACAAAGAGUAGCUUUAGGUGCUGAUUUGGAUGCUGCACUCAAAAAGAAUAAGAAUCGACACAAUUAA